GAUAUAACGUCAAUCACACGAUAAUAGUGGGCAACAUGUAUUCGUUAUUUUACAAUUUUGUUAUGAACCAAGAUCGAGCCAUUUCUAUAUAGCUUGCAAAGUCCUCAGUGGGAAUCGAAAUCUUGGUAGCCAUAUCUUUAUUCGCUUACUUUUCAUUGCCUUUAUACGAGGUCAAGAUAUUGAAAAUACCAUUCCUCAAUCUACAUUUCCUCUUUCAAACAUGGCAGAAAAAACCAAGCCACUCUUGCUUAUAUGCAGCAAUCCAAUAUCGGGACAUUUUGCACCAUGCAAGAUCAUAGCCAAAAUCCUCAUCGAAAGAGGUUACGAAGUAACCUUUCUUACUGGUUCAAAAUUCGGUCCAGGGGUUGAAGCAAUCGGCGCCACAUUCAUUCCUCUCGAAGGCUAUUCAAACUUCGACGAUUCUCCCAGCGGACUGGCGGAGAAAUGGCCAAUUCGAGAGACUCUUCAAGUACCAGCAAGAACGCUUUUCGAUUUCGAACAUGUGUUUCUCAAUCCCAUUCCCUCACAAUUUAGUUCUGUCCAGAAAGCUCUGAAGCUCAUGACGGAUAAAAAUCCAGGGAGACCAAUUAUUAUGUUACAGGACAUUGUCUUCUAUGGUGGUUUACCACUAUUGGCGGGAGCACCAGGUAUUAAGCCCGCAGCAGUCAUAACCCUGGGAAUCGCACCCAUUGUACUGGCGAGUCCAGAUAUUCCACCCAUGGGAUCAGGACUUCCCCCAGACUAUUCUCCUGAAGGACGCGAGCGUAAUAUAGCCAUGCAUGCUCAUAUGCAAAACGGGCCAUUCCUUCCCAUCACCCAGAUUUUUCACCAUCAGCUCGAAGUUUGCGGCGCAAAAGGUCCGGGUAUGUUUUUCUUGGAUGCAGCAUAUCUUCUUCCUGAUAGAGUCAUUCAACUCUGUGCGCCUAGUGCAGAAUACCCUCGAAGUGAUCUGCCCAAGACAAUAGUUUUCUCUGGUGGCUUACCAAAAGGCCAUAGAGAUGUGGUUAGUACCACGCAUCCUAGUUGGUGGGACGAAGUCACUACAAACGCAUCCAAGAAACGGAUUGUUUUCGUUAGUCAAGGAACCGUGGCACUCGACUACGGGGAUUUGAUUAUACCCACCAUCGAAGCAUUUGCAGACCACGACAACACUAUCAUUAUUGUUGCACUAGGUGUCAAAGGUGCUUCGUUACCAGACUCGGUAACAGUGCCCAAGAAUGCUUAUGUAGAAGAUUUCCUUCCUUUCGAUGAUAUACUUCCCUACUGUGAUGUAUUCAUUACGAAUGGAGGAUAUGGAGGAUUUCAACAUGGCUUGAGUAAUGGGGUUCCGAUGGUGAUGGGUGGCGAUUCGGAGGAAAAACCGGAAAAUUGCGCGAGGGGUGAGUGGAUCGGCGUUGGUGUGAAUUUGAAGACUGCGAGACCCGAUGCAGAGUUUUUGAGAGGAGAGGUGGAGAAGGUGCUUUCGGAUCAAAAGUAUAAGAAGAAAGUAGAGGAAAUUAAGAAGGAGAUGGAGAGUAUGGAUCCAAUGGCCAUCAUUGAGGCGCAAAUUGAGGAGCUGGCUAAAGAGAAGAGUGCGUAGAUAAUUUGAAUUGAUGGGAUGUUUUUAUAGGAUGAAGUGGAGUGGACGUGACGUUGCCCAACCUUCGAUAGAUAGUUAUAUAUUAAUAAUCAAAUCACAAAGGAGAAGUAAUACAUUACCUAAUUGAUUAUAGUUCCA
Botrytis cinerea B05.10 is the source of this 1717-nucleotide messenger RNA. RefSeq lists its product as hypothetical. The record is from RefSeq and is a predicted model, not a curated record. The coding region runs from base 221 to 1579 and encodes 452 amino acids. Gene Ontology annotation, molecular function: UDP-glycosyltransferase activity. The transcript has a single exon. Lineage: Eukaryota; Fungi; Ascomycota; Leotiomycetes; Helotiales; Sclerotiniaceae.